Molecule: messenger RNA, 1068 nt
Organism: Plasmodium malariae
Lineage: Eukaryota; Apicomplexa; Aconoidasida; Haemosporida; Plasmodiidae
Gene: COQ4
Product: ubiquinone biosynthesis protein COQ4, putative
Exons: 1
Coding region: 1-1068 (355 amino acids)
Biological process (GO): ubiquinone biosynthetic process
Cellular component (GO): mitochondrial inner membrane
Source: RefSeq, a predicted model, not a curated record
AUGUACAACUUUGCAAAGUUAUUUCGAUCGAAUUUUAUUGAUAUAAAUACAAUAAAUAAAUUCGAAAUUUUUUUAAAAACGAUAUUAGGAAUAUAUAAGGCUCCAGAUAGAACGCACUUGUUGGCCCAUGCAGCAGAUAUAUCAGCGUUAUAUGCAGUAAAAAAAAUAUAUAAUUAUAUGAAAGAAGAUGAAGAAGGUAGGGUUAUACUACGCGAGAAGCCUUUGCUAAUUAGACAAGAUAUACAAUUUAAUGAACUAAAAAAAUUACCAAAAAAUACGUUAGGAUAUAAAUAUAUGGAAUUUUUAGAAACAUAUAAAUUACAUGCACAUGACAGAGAAGUGUCUCAUUUUUUUACUGAUAUAAAUUAUUCAUACAUUUUAACAAGAUACAGACAAAUUCACGAUAUAGGACAUGUUGUAUACGAUUUAAAUAUAUCCAUAGAAUCAGAAGCAGCUCUCAAACUAAUUGAAUUAAUACAAACCAAAUUGCCUAUCACAUUACUAGCUGUUUUAAUAGCCCCUCUUAUGACACCCCUUUAUCGAUUUCAAUAUACAUUUAAAGAUCAAAUUCCAUCAAAUUUUCUGACAUCAAAUUUUGACUAUACAUAUAACGAUAUAUAUAAAUAUAUAGAUGAGAUGUCCAUUAAGCAGUAUGAAUAUAAUUUAACUGAUUAUUUUCAUGUUGACAAAAGGGGUGAUAAUAUUUUUUAUAAUAAAUUAUAUAAGUACUAUUUUGACAAUAUUAAUAAUUCGUCCUUUGUGAGAGGAUCUAUUAUAUACGGUUUUGAAAAUAAUAGUAAUAACGACAUCAUAUUUGAUAAAUUAAAUAAUGAAUACAUAUUUUUAAAAAAUCCUGAAAAAAAAUAUCUUCUUUUUCAAUAUAAACCAAGAAAAAUAUUACUAAAACAGUUGUACCCAUGGGCAUACACCGCCGGGAUAUUAACACGUAAACCCUUGCAUUCUAUUCAUAUCGAAAAAUGGCUUGAUAAGGACAUCGAUCUGUUCAGAAAAACGUACAAUAUUCAUCCUUUACCUUCACACUUACGUCUUAUGGCCGGGAUUAACUGA